GUGCUUCAAAACCCAAACACUGUGCACAGCUGCUAGCAAAAGAAGCGCAGGGGAAGAAAGGGGACACAGGCCAAGGGGUGGUGAAAUUGUUUUUGUUACUAUUUACUUUAGGUAGUUUCGUAACAUAGCUAUCGGUUCAGGUGUCAAUUUUGUAUUCGUAGUGGCUGAGUUGAUCCGGAUUUGGCUUGGGACUUUCAUGACCAACUGACAUAAAGCUAGCUUUGGAGUACGGAUAGUUAGCUUAGCCUAGCCGCUGCUGAAUCGGCUGUGUACAACAGGGCGUGAUUUAAGUAAAGAGAACAGGUUGGUUUGAUGCACGUGCCAUCAAAGCCGGAGGCACCAUGAGUGCGGAGGUGGAUGCACUGACUGUGGUAAACCAGCUGAGAGAUCUCGCCGCGGACCCCCUGAAUCGAAGAGCCAUAGUUGAGGACCAGGGUUGCCUGCCGGGGCUCAUCCUUUUUUUCGACCAUCCUAACCCACAGGUUGUCUACUCUGCACUGUUGGCUGUGCGCUACCUGGCAGAAUGUCGGGCCAACAGGGAGAAGCUGAAGGGCGAGCUGGGCAUGAUGCUGAGCUUGCAGAAUGUCAUGCAGAAGAGCACAUCCCCCGGGGAGACCAAACUGCUGGCGUCUGAGAUAUACGAGAUUCUGCAGUCAGCUGGUAAAGAAGAGGCUGAGCAGGCCGAGGCAGCCGCUGCGUCCUGCCGCCGUAAAGCCCACUUCUUCCUCGGCUCCAACAACAAGAGGGCCAAAACUGUAGUUUUGCACAUCGACGGACUGGAUGACUCUACUCGAAGGAGCCUGUGUGAGGAGGCUUUGCUAAAGAUACGAGGAGUCAUCAGUUUCACCUUCCAGAUGGCCGUGAAGCGAUGCGUUGUCCGUAUCCGUUCUGACCUUAAAGCUGAGGCAUUGGGAACAGCAAUUAACUCCACCAAAGUAAUGAAGGCUCAGCAGGUGGUGAAGACAGAGGACGGCGGAGAGCUGAUGUUACCAUUCCAGGAGGACGCGUCGGUGCUGGUGGAGGAGAACACAGACAUCCCAGACUACCUACCUGAGGACGAGAGUCCAUCGCAGGAGCAGGACAAGGCCGUCACCCGGGUGGGGUCGGUCACAGACGGCCUGGGCUGGCUCAGCACGGCCGCCAACUUCCUGACACGUUCGUUCUACUGGUGACAGCUUCCCGCGUCUCACUCAGCAUAGUGUCGGUUUUCACCCUGCGUCACUAGUUUUAGGUUCCCCUCUCAACAGCACAUGUGCUGGACUGCCAGUUGGAACAUGCAAUAACUUUAACAUGUGCAAAUAUUAGGCUACAAAUCCCACAACAAGGCUGUUUGUUCACAACUAUAAACUAACUACAGAUAUCUAGAGGACAUAGCCAAAGGACUCUAUAUCCAGCAGAACCAAAUAGCUUCCUGGAAAUGAGUAAUGCUAUGUUGAACUAGUAGAUAAAUGGGAGGUUCUGUUUCAUUUCUUUCUGUGCAUGAGUUCAGCUCUUCAUUUCCUUCCAUCUAUUCCAAUAUUUUCUCAUUAGAUUCUUUAUCCUUUAAAUUUGUUACAUUUUCAGUCACGUUUUGUUUGUUCUUUUCAGCAUGCUACGUGCCAAUCUCGCCCGUUGCCUACGUCCACAAAUAAUUUGUGCGGUUUUUGAGAGUUAGUUGUAAUUAUUUAUUGAUACUUUACUCAAAUGAUUUGAGAGCUCUGAGCAAACGCUGUUAGUUCACAGAAAAAAGUAGACACCAGCAGAAACCGCUACUCAUUCAGCCGCCGGCUCCCGUGCGUUGGACUGAAUUGUGAUUUUUAAAUCACAGCUUAUGAGUGUUUUGGCUGAUUAGUGCAGGGCAUCCAGAUACAUCCAAAUGUCAUCUGUGAGUUAAUUUAAUGAAGUAAUUCAGUUUAAAAAGUGAAGCUUCGUUUCACAUGGCUCUAUUUCAAAAGUUUAUUUCUGUUGGCUUUGAUGACUCUGGCUUACAAGUAAUGAAAACACAAAAUUCAGUUCUGUGGAAAAAUAUAAUAUUACAAUAGACUAAUUUUAAAAAAUGCUUUUAAAACGGAAAUGUCAGCCUCUCAGUUUGGUCAUGGCUCGUUCUUGUGUGAAUUACAGCAUGAAAGUUCUGCUUUAAAAUUAAAUUAACGUUACACAACGUAGCAGUGGAAGCAUGAACUGCUGUAAUAUUUCUGGUAGAUGUCUGUGCUGACUUUGGACUUCAUGAAACACAGAGGACCAACACCAGCACAUGACUUCACUGACAGUCAGUCGUAGCUCAAGUCCUGGAUACGUCUCUGUGUAAAGUUCUGACUCCACUUCAGUUCAGACCUUGUAAAUAUUCAAAUCUAAGAAAUGGGCUUUAUUUUACAAUACCCUCCAGACUGUGGUUAUCCCUGCAACGUCUUCCUUCCUCUCAACUUUCCAUUAACAUGCUCUCUGUAGAAGAAGGGUUAGAAACUUUGUGCUUUACAGGAUUUUUUUUCACAAAAAUCAACAUCCCACAGAAGAAAUAAAUGUAUAUAUCUAUAUCUAUAUAUGUCAAUAUAUAGAUAUAGAUAUAUAGAUAUAUAUAUACAGUACAGACCAAAAGUUUGGACACACUUUCUCAUUGAAUUCAAUGAGAAGGUGUGUCCAAACUUUUGGUCUGUACUGUAUAUCUAUAGCUGUAGUCAUCAAAAUGAGGUGUGACGAAUCCAGACACUAUACAAUGUAUUUCACUUUUUAAAUUGAAUUAUUGAAAUAAUUAAACUUUUGGAUGAUUUUUCAAGUAUUUAGAUGGCGCUUAUUACACCCUUUUAAUGUGUUUGAUUGCUUUAGAAAAUUUAAAUCCAUCCAAGGUAACCUUAUGCAGGUAACCUCUCUAAGGUGAGCUCCUCUGUUACGGUCCUUCAUUGAUGAUGCUACCUCUGCUCUCAGCCUCGCCCUUCACAUCAACCUGGGCUGUGAUCUGUCAGUAACACCACAGCUCUGCAUGAUGGAGCCGCCUGCUUGGUAAAUAUUUCCCCGUGUUUCCUAGAAUUCCUCGGCCAUUUUUUCGCAGUAUUGUCAUGACAGCUUAGCCAGCCAGCAGUGUCCUUAAAGCAGCGAUCAUGUUGGAGCAAACUCUCACAUUCGAAGGACUCACACAAACGCUGUGGAGGAGAUGUAUAUUUUAUAAAUGGUGCCUCAUUCCCUGACGUGAAGGAACUUUUUUUUUUUUUUUUGGUAUUUUACUUUUACUUUGAAUAAUUCUGGCUUUUUUUAUAGGUCACAAAUUACAACAAGAGCUCAUAGCAGCUGGUGUUUCUUUUUAAUCUCCUGAAUUUCACCUCAGGUUUAAUUAUUCUGACUUGAGUCAUUAACAGUUAUUACAUCCAGUGCUGACCGGGCCACUUUCCGUCUUUCAUGGUACGGAGACGUCACGUUUGGUUGGGUUCAAACUGAGAAAACGGCAGAGAAAAGCAAAACUGGUGGUGGCCAUGUUUUGAAAAGCAAUAAUUUUUUUUCUGUUUAAUGUCAUCAUAGGUCAACAACACCUUGCAGACUAACGUCAGCGGGACGUGCAUAUGUCAGCAGUAUUACUCUCUUCUUUAUUUGCCCACGUUGCAGUUAAUCUUUGUUGCAUGUUUGUUUUUAGUAUUUCAGCUCAUUUUGCAAAGAAAAUACUUGAAACCUGUUCAGAUUUCGUUUUUUUUGUUUGUUUGUUUGUCAUUUGCCUCGGCGGUAAUAUCGAGAAAGAGCCUCUGACAAAAUCCUCGAAAAUGUAACCUCUUGUGUACAAACUUGGCAGAUGUAAUAUAACCUGUGCAGAUUUUAAAAGCUGUAGAUUCCUGUACACUGUUAAUGCGAACGAUGAUAAACAUUGAAAUAAGAGAAACGGUGCCGGCUUUUAA
Molecule: messenger RNA, 3857 nt
Organism: Xiphophorus hellerii (green swordtail)
Lineage: Eukaryota; Metazoa; Chordata; Actinopteri; Cyprinodontiformes; Poeciliidae
Gene: armc1
Product: armadillo repeat containing 1
Exons: 7
Coding region: 342-1172 (276 amino acids)
Molecular function (GO): metal ion binding
Source: RefSeq, a predicted model, not a curated record